AACAAACGAAAAACACGCAAAUUUUCCAAAUAAACUGCAUUUAAAGUAACCGAAUGGAUAACGAAGAAGUGAAACGCGGUCGUGGACGUGGCCGUGGAACUCGAGCUCGUGGCAGGGGUCGCGGGCGAGGACGUGGUCGUGGCAAAAAGAUCGACGACACUAGCGUGAUUGAAGCCGCCUAUGAAGCGGGUGCUGCGGCAUCCGUGGCAUCACAUACAACCGUCCUGGAAGGCAGUCCCGCCAGCACAGACCAUGUGGAAGAUGCCAUCAUGCAAGAUUUGGACAAGGACAACGAAAUGGAGGUGGCCACAGUGUUGGAGGAGCAACAGGCCACAACAAAUGCGGAUAUGACGCCGCCGACGCCUCAGCAGCAGGUGGCCUUGCCUGUUACGGCCAAAACGAUUGACAUGGAAUCGGACAUAUCACAACUGGAGGCACCCACCUUUACCACAUUAUCGCGCGGGCCACCGGAGCCGAUGUUGCGCCUGAAAUGGAACCACAAAGUCAGCCUCAUCGGCGAGAAGGUACUGAAUCCCAUGAUCCAUUGUUGCGAUCAGUGCGACAAGCCCAUACUCGUCUAUGGCCGGAUGAUACCAUGCAAACACGUCUUCUGCCUGAAGUGUGCCCGCGCCGAGCCCAUCAAGAGCUGUCCCCGAUGCAGCGACAAGGUGCUGAGAGUUGAGCAGAGCGGCCUGGGCACCGUCUUCAUGUGUACCCAUGGCGGCAGUCGGUACGGCAGCACGGGUUGUCGACGCACUUAUCUGUCCCAGCGCGACCUGCAGGCUCACAUCAAUCACAGACAUGUGGCACCCCAGCUGCCGCCACCACCAACGGCUCUUGGUGCAGCGGGCGGCGGGGUUGUUGUUGUUGACCCGAAGCUGGCGGACCUGAGCGGCUUGCAUAAGCAGCGCAAGCUCUCCGAGUCACCUGCCUCGUCCUCCUCCUCCUCUGUUGCUCGCUCUUUGUCGCGCCUUCCAGCCAUGUCUGUCGGCACCAUUCCACCGCCUGGCUCUGCCGCUGCCGUUGCGGCCGCUCAAAACUCCGUCCACGCGCACUCAACGCUCACGCUGGCGAAUCUGGCCAGAAUCAACAAUGCCAACGCCCUGGACUGCCACCAGGGCAAGGCCUCGCUGCACCAGUCGCUGAAAAAGGGUCCGUCCCAUCAGUCAGAGUCCGUAGCCGAUGCAUCAUACUACAGCAGCAUUCUGGCCUCCUUUGGCAGUGCGGGGCCACCGGGAGCAGUCAGUGGCGGCGUUGCUCCAGCUCCUACCCACAACUCCACUCAAGCCACCUACGAGACGGCCAGUGCAGCGGGCAGCACAAGCGGAAAUUGGCAGCAAACGCAAUAUAGGAUAUGAUAGACCACCACCAUACACUCAAGAACAGCGGUUUUUUAGGCAAGUUCGGUUUUAAAUUAAGAAGAAAGUUACUGUAAAUUAAGAAUCGAAUGAAAUUAAAAGAAUGUAUUUUAAAGAA
Molecule: messenger RNA, 1476 nt
Organism: Drosophila persimilis
Lineage: Eukaryota; Metazoa; Arthropoda; Insecta; Diptera; Drosophilidae
Gene: Hakai
Product: E3 ubiquitin-protein ligase Hakai
Exons: 3
Coding region: 54-1358 (434 amino acids)
Biological process (GO): regulation of cell adhesion; protein ubiquitination
Molecular function (GO): ubiquitin protein ligase activity
Source: RefSeq, a predicted model, not a curated record